Messenger RNA from Paramecium sonneborni, 4204 nucleotides. NCBI's taxonomy places the organism in Eukaryota, Ciliophora, Oligohymenophorea, Peniculida, Parameciidae. The record is from the annotation of a GenBank genome assembly.
AUGUUUUAUUUAUUUACAUUUCUUGUCUAUGCCUACUCAUACAUAAUAUAUGUAAAUGAGACGUAUUAAGUUCAAUUAACUCAACUCUUUGGCUACCUUGAAAAUCCUACCUAUAGUAUUCCAGAAGGCAAUCCUUAUUCUACAAUCAUACCCUAAUAUCAUUUAUAAAAUGAUUCACAAAAACACAAUCAAAGUAAAUUAUACAAAAUAAUACUAGAUGCGGAUGUCAUAAUCAGUGUAAAAGCAUAGCAUUAAUUUGGACAUUGGACUAACCAUUUCCUCUUCUUAGAAAAUAACAAAGGAACAUUUAAUGUUCAUUACUCAGAAAAGUAUUAUAGCUUUGAAAUAUCCAUAGUCCACAAGAGGAAAAUGUUGCCACACCUAAAUUUAAUGAACAUUUGUAAGUCACAAAUUUACCAAAUAUGGUUUGUUUCGAUGCAGAAUAAUUUGAUUCUUUUCACUAUAUUGUAGAUUGUGCACUUUAAAUAACUGAUUAACCAUUAACCAAUAAACUGUAUGUUCUUGCCAAAGAUCAAAAUAUUAAAGAACAUCCUGUAACAAAUCCUCUUGAUUAUAAAACAGUCAGAAAAAGAAAAAUUGCUAUAUCAAUUUAAGAUUAAUAGUAUUAUUUGUUUUAGGGAUCUCUAUUUUAAUCCGAAUCCAUUAUUUAGAUUUAUAAAAUCCUUACUCCUGCUAUCACCUUUGAAGAAUAAUCUAUUGAAAUUAAUACUAACAUUAUAAAGAUUCUAUUUAAGCAAUAACUUUAAGAUUCCUAUAAAUUUUACCUUUUAGAUUAUAAAUUAGUUUAUAAUCAAAUAUUUAUAUUAGAUAAUCUUUUUGUAGCAGCUAUGAGUUUUGAUAAAUAUGGGGAUUGGUCAUCAACAUUUUUUAUUCAAUUAUCUGGUAAAAUAAUAGCCUUUGAUUAUGUUUAUUUUAAAGAUGAUAAUGGUAUUUAACAAAGUGCACUUGUUAUUCUUAAAGAUACUACAUUUGAUCUCUAUUUAAAUUAAUAAGGUGUCAUUACUUAUUAAUUGCCAUAAAAAAUAUCUACUAAUUCUUAAAUAAAAAUAUCUGAUCAUUAUAUAAUUGUUGAAGAUGAAAAUAUCGUUUAUUAGUAUUCUAUAUAUAAUUAGAUAUUAAUUAAUCAAAAGACCUUACAAUAAAUUAAUUUCUAUUUGAUAAAUCCAGUAUAUCCAGAUCUAAUAUCUAUUAGUUACAAUUUAACCAGAAGAUAUUACAUUAGUGAUGGAUAUCUAUAAAUAAAGUCAAAUACUAUUGCCAUAGAUAAAACUACUUUUAAUAUUCAAGCCAUAUCUAAAGGAUAAACAUAUACUAAAGAAAUUAAACUUUAAAUUCUUAAUUAAAAUGAUUUUAAUCUAUAUUUUAAUGAUAAAUCUUAAUAAAUUAUUACUGAUGUAUUGGCAUCAAUUAAUUAUACUUAAGAUGUUACUUAAUUUAUGAGUGGCCCAGAUGUAUAAUUUGUAUUUGAAAAUUAAGGUGAUGAUUUAGAUAUGGAAUUUCAAAUUCUAGAAGAAAUGAAUAUAGCAGUUUGGCCAAAAGCAUAAGAUAUUCACUUUUAAGAUAUGCUCCAAUUUAAUGAUACCUUAGUGUAUGUUCUAUUCUAAUUAAAAAAUAAAGAAGUCUAAAUUUAUAAUUGUAAAUAAAAUUCAUUCUCUUUAAUUGAAUAAUGUACUCAAUUUGUAAAUUCAAGUAAUUUUAGUAGAGGUUUCAAUGUUCUAGUUGAUUAAUUACAUUUUUAAUGGUGGAUAGAUAAUAAUUAAGCUUAUGUAAUAUUCUGUGAUUAAAAUACUACUGCUGAAUUAUGGAAAAUUAAUGAACAAGAAUUAAUUUUCAUUAAUAAAAUAACUUAUUUCUAAAAAAUUACACAGCUCCUAGAAUUAGAUAGAAUUAUAUAUAUUUUAAUAGAAGAUUCUAAAAAGAUUGGAAUUUACAAAUCUGUUGAUGGUAAUCGUUUAGAUUAAAUUGAUGAAUAAUCUGUAAGAAAUCUAGGAAUGAUAAAGAAUUGGAGUCCAAAAAAACUAUUUGGAAAUCAAAAAUAUAAUGGUCAUUUACUUUUUAUUAGAAAUUCUGAUAAUAUUUUAAUCACUACUUAUACUGAUUAACUUAAUAUGGUUGAAUGUAUAUUAAAUAAUGAAGAUGUAUAAUUAACUAUGUACAAAAGAUCUUUCUUUAUUAUUAAAUCAACCUAAAUAUUAGAAUACUCAUUAGAUGAUUUAAAUAAUGUUUAUCUCAUUCGAUAAUUAUAAGUUUAUGAUCAUCAAUUCAAGAAUCCAUUAGUAAUUACAUAAUCAGAAGAUAAUGGUCUUUUAUUUAUUUUGACAACAUAAUAAUAAAUUUUAGUAUAUCAACCAUAUUCUGAAAAUAGUAAUGAUUAAUUAUUCAGAAUAAUUGAUGUUCAUUGUGAUGAUAUAUUUAUGAUGUCUGCAAGUGGAUAUUAAAAAACCCAUUUAUAUUUUAAUAAUGGAACUCAUUAAUUCUAUUAUGCAAUUCUGAAAUAAUCUAAAUUAUAUAUAAAAUCAAUAAAUCUAAAUACUUUUGAUUAUUAUGUUAAUGUAACUAAAACUUUAACAAUUUAAAAUUCUUUGCAUUCUUAAAAAAUCCAAGAAACAAUAUUUAUUUUAAAUUAAAAAUAUCCAAUUUAAUUAAGUUAAUAGAAUGAUAUAUAAAUUAAUUCAUCACUUCAGAAUGCAACAAUCAAUUUAAAUUAACUCUACAAAGGUUAAGUAUAGAAUAUUAGUAUCGAAUGUGAUCAAUGUAAGGAUAUAAUUAAAUUAAACUUGCCAAUUUAAAGAAUUAGUGAAAAUAUAGUUUCUAAUAUUUUAGAUAUAGAAUCAUUUAAUUCCUAAUACAAUAUUGCUUUAAGUAGAGAUAAGUUAUUAGCAAUAAGUAAUAAAGAUAAUAUGAAUACUAUUAUUGAAUUUUAAUCACCAAAUAGCUGUGAAUUGAUUGCUAUACAAGAAGGUAAUAAAUAUAUUGUAACACUUUGUAAAUAUAACAAUGUUUAUCAUGUUUAUUUGACUGUAUGUGAUAAGGAUUUGAAAUGUAAAAAUAUUGAUACUCCUAAAGACAUAUUAGAAUUAAAUGGAGUUUAAAAGAUGAUAUUAAUACCUAACAAUUUAUUAUUGAUGCAAGAUUAUGGUAAAAUAUAUGUUUACAAUCUAAAUAUAAAUACAGAAUUAACUAUUUGGAGUAUAGGAUUAACAUAAAUAAUUGAUAAUGAUAAAGGUUUAACAGAUUUUGUGAUUCAAAAGUUAGCUUAAUCUAAUGAAGGAGAUAAUAUUAAUUAUUUUCUAACAUUUAUUGAUUAGGCUGAUCAUUUAAAUAUUUAUUAUACAGAAUAUAAAUAGAAUAAGCUUAAUAUUAUUUAAUCAAACAAUAUUUUUAUAUAUGAUUUGAUUAAGAAGAACAAUCAAUAUGCAUUUAAAACAACAGAUUAUAUAUAACUGUUUGCAACUGAAUAAAUAGUAGAGAAUUAAUUAAAUUAUAUUAUUAUUUCAAAUGAUGUUGCAUCUUUUAAAUUGUAAUUUGAUUUAGAUAAUACAAAAUAAGUAGUAAAUAGCAAAAUAAUAAAUGUAAUAAAUCCAUAUAAAAAUUGGAUAGCCUUAAAUAAAGGUUACAUGAUUGAUAAUUUACUUUUUAUUGCUUAUACAAAUAAGUAAGAUACAGUUUUAGCUAUGUAUGAAUUAAAUGAUAAAGUUUUUUCAAUUAAUAUGGCAUAUGGGUUAUAGGAUAAUGCAUUUCAAGUAAAAGAUGGAAUGUUUAUUGUAUAUGUAUGUAAUGAUGAUAAAAAUAAAAGAUUGUAUACAAAUUUAGUUGGAAAAGUGUUAAAUAGUUAUUAAUUAAGUUUAGAAAUAAGUUUAACAUUUGUAACACCGUCAAAAUUAAAGGAUAAAUAAUAAGUAAAAAUAUUGGCAAGUAAUGCUUACAUCAAAGAAGAAGAAUAAUUUAAUAUAAAUAGAGUAGAUAAUCCAUAACCUCCUCCUCCUCCUAAUCCUAAUGAUGAUGAUGAUGAGAGUAGUUCAAAGUAUUUAUAUAAUUUUAUUGUUUUAGUUGGUGGUGGAUAUUACUUAUUGUAUUAUUCGUAGUAGGAUUGAUAAUUGGUGGAGCUAUAUAUUAUAUGAAGAGAAAACAAGUUGGACUAUUUAAAGUUUAAGAGAAUCAAUAUAGUUUACAUAAUUAUUGA